AUAACUCAACUUUCCAAUAUCAAAACAUUUUCAUAACUACAAUUUGGUGAGUCGCAAAUAUUUAGUACACUACAAAUAGAAAAAAAAAGUUAUAUUGUAAAGUUAUUAUGGCUUUCAACUCACAACGUACAUUUAGAGCCCCAACUUUCCGGUUUCCACUUUCAGUUCGUCGUGUGUAUGAAACAUGGGAGCCAAAAUCAGAUGUGAAAGAAACUUCUGAAACUUACUUUCUUCAUGUUUAUCUUCCUGGUUAUACAAAGAAUCAACCGAAGAUUACAUUAGAGGAUGCAUCACAGAAGUUGAGGAUUACCGGUGAACGACCAAUUGAAGGAGACAAAUGGAAAAAAUUUGACCAAACAUAUCCUGUUCCAGAAAAUAGUGAUGUAGGGACACUUGAAGCCAAGUUUGAGCAAGAAACUCUCAUUCUUAAAAUGCAAAAGAAACCCAUUUCACAAUCACAAGUUGUUGCUCCAAAACAACAAGUGGAAAAAAGUCAACAAGAACCUUUAAGUAAUGAGGGUUUAGAUGGAACAAAGCUUGAAAAAGUCCAAGAAACCAUUCAACCAACACAAUCUACAACUAAAUUUGAAGAAUCAACUCAAGACAUGAAUAGUGAUUUACCUCAAACUCAAAGUAUUGAAAAGAAGAGACAAGAGACUAUUCAUGAUGACACAUUGUCUCAAAUUGCUAAAGAAACAAUUAGCAAUGACACAACAAAAACACAAAUAGGUGAAAAUUCUCAACAACAAUUUGAGCUAAAACCAACAUUCAAAGACAUGACCAAACUACAAUUUAAUGAAAAGGCUCAAAAGGGACCAGAGGAAUUUGAGCCAAAACCAACGUUCAUUGAGAAAAUCAAAACACAAAUAGAUGAAAUUGCUCAAAAAGGUCAAGAAGAAUUUGAGAAAAAAUCAACAUUCAUUGAGAAAGUCAAAACACAAAUAAGUGAAAAGGCUCAUAAAGCUCAAGAGGAAUUUGCGCUAAAACCAACAUCCAUAGAGAAAGCCAAAACAGAACCAAAUGAAAAGCCUCAAAUCAGUGAAGAGGAAUUUGAGAAAAAACCAACAUUAAUUGAGAGAAUCAUAACACAAAUAGCUGAAAGGGCUCAAAAGGGUCCAAAGGAAAUUGAGGCGAAACCAACAUUCAUCGAGAGAACUAACAAACAAAUAGAUGAAAAUGUACAAAAAGUUCAAGAAGAAUUUGAGUCAAAACCAACAUUCAUUGAAAGAACCAAAACACAAAUAGAUGAAAAGGCUCAAAAUGGUCUAGAAGAAUUUGAGAAAAAACCCACAUUCGUUGAGAGAAUCAAAACACGAAUAAUUGAAGAGGCUCAGAAGGUUCAAGAAGAAUUUGAGGCAAAACCAACAUUUAUUGAGAGAAUCAAAACACAAAUUGAUGAAAAGGUUCAAAAAGAUAAAGAGGAAUUUGAACCAAAACCUACAUCCAUUGAGAAAGCCAAAACUGAAACAAAUAAAAAGCUUCAAAAGGGUCCAGAGGAAUUUGAGCCAAAACCAAUAGAAAAGAUUGUUACCAAAGAGAACUUAGAGAAAAACAUAGUGAAAAAUAGUGAUGAAGAUGCUGAGAAGAAAAGGAUCUUAGUGAAGGAAGAAACUAAAGAGAAAAAGGAGAAGCCUUAUGAGUCAAGCAAAACUUUAGUAGGCGUGAAGAAUCAAAACAUAAAAGAAAAUGAAACUGAAAAAGAAGAACUUCCUACUCCAAAAGUUACAGAAAGUAAAUGGUUGGGUGAAGAGAGACAUUUAAUUGAAAAUGUAAGUGUUGCAAUUCUAGUGAUUGCUGCAUUUGGAGCCUAUAUAUCAUAUAAGUUUUCUUCUUGAAGGAUGACUAUAGUUCUACUUGCACAUACAUAAAUAAUGUAAAAAUCUACACUUGCAUUUGUUCAAAAAUAAAUAUGUGUUUCAUUUUA
Lathyrus oleraceus (garden pea) is the source of this 1924-nucleotide messenger RNA. Its product is annotated as DEK domain-containing chromatin-associated protein 3. Bases 108 to 1835 code for a protein of 575 amino acids. The transcript is spliced from 2 exons. NCBI's taxonomy places the organism in Eukaryota, Viridiplantae, Streptophyta, Magnoliopsida, Fabales, Fabaceae. The record is from RefSeq and is a predicted model, not a curated record.